AUGGCGGAUUCGGAAGAGAAAGACAGGUAAGUUUUGAAUUGAUUUUCUAUUUCUAUUCAGAGUUUUUACUUUGCAAUUUUGACUAAAAAGAAAGCUACACAUCGGAACUUUAUCUCUUCGUACUAUUUAAAUCGACAACGUUUGGAAUUCUAUCAAAAAUAUCAUGUCAUUUCAAACCCUUUUAUUUUGCCCGAUUUCAAAGGUGUCUUUAAAUUUGCAUAUAGCAGGUUAACUGUGCAUGAACCAGGUUCGAGUUUCUACUUUAUGUGAUCUACGAUAAUUAUUCGUGUCCUUUAUAUGAUCGCGCCCUCUAGCGCCCCUUGAAUUUGUACCUUUUGGGGACAUUCAUUUCAUGCUAUUUUCUGUGCUGAUUUUAGGUCUUCCUGCGAAGAUCUGUCAAGUUCUACUGCCAUGUUGGGAAAGCGGUCAUGCAUUCCAGAGGGGAAUACGCCUGGGAAAAAAAAGACAAAGAGAAAGAGAAACGGGAAAGGCAACACAGUUAAAAAGUCAUUGUUUGAUAAUAACAUGAUUCAGGGAGAUGGCCAAAAAUUUGUCAAUGGUACUGUUUGGGUGACUGCAGAAUUGGCUGCAUUGGUUCAGCACAUAUGCUUGUAUUGGGAUGAUGCACACACUGAUAAAUGGCCAAAAACAAAAAACAUGAAAUUUUGGAAUGAAUGUGCGGUAUCUGUCAAUAAAAUGUGUAGUACUUCUCGAACAGGUUGGUUAUUUCAAUCUCCAGUUGCAUAUAUUAAUUUCGUAAAUCUAUUGUAACAGUUGUAGUUUGUAUUUGCAUUAGCUGUGUAGAUGGUAUAUUGCAGGUUUCUGUACAGUUAACAGUGGAAAAGAAUUUCACUUUUGGUGUAUUUUGUUCAAAAGAAUUUGAUGUUGAAGAUUUUUGGAGUUUGCAAUUUCCAGAAAAAAUCAUUAACACAUUAAUGGGUCAUUCCAGAAAACAUCCAUACCUCCCCCACGGAGGAAAUAGGAAGUUAACUCCCUACCCCCUUAGGAUGUCCUAAUACAUUUACUAAUAUCAGAAACAAUAUUUCCUCCCCCUCUGGACGGCAGAAAUUUCCUCCAUGGGGGGAGUUAGGAUCUUUUCUGGAACGACCGAAUGCCAGACAUAAAUGUCGGCUGGAGCAGUUGGAAAAAAGCACAACAAUAGCCCUUCUGGCAACAGCCAACAGGUGCCCAAUGUGCGGUUUAUAACAACUUUGGAAUCUCCAAUAGGUUCCAUAAAAUAAAUGCAACAGUAUAAUUGUUUGGUAUCUUUAUCUGUAUAAUUGUUUGGUGACUUUACAUACCUAAUAUUUUCAUACCUAAAUUAGUGAAUGCGAAGUUGGUACUGUAACAAUCUUGCGAAACUUCAAACCGACAGUAAUAGGGGGGAGGGGGGGGGCUUGCUUGUUGUUCUGUGCUUAAUGAAUUAAAUUUUUUUGUAGGCUCAUCAUGUAGGACUAAAGUCACAAAAUUUUUGGUUAAGAAGUUUGCAACAUUGUCUGAUGCAGAGGAAUUCUAUAAUAUUGAUUAUGUUACCAGUGCAACCAAUUCCAAAGACUUUGUUUCCAAUUCAACCCCAGCAAAGCAGACCACCAGUGAAAUAAAUGAAUGUUUAUCACCAAUUUUUAGCUGUUCACCCCAGAAAGCAGCUAAGGUAUCCUUGGGAAAUACAGUUCAAAACUUCAUAUCUUCUUUUGAAAAUACAAUGUCAGAACGUCUUCGAAAGCAAUUAUUACAAUAUUUGUUUAAACAUUUGGUUGUUAGCUCUGGUGGGAAUUCGUUUUAUUCAUUUGUGCAACACGAUUUUCUUGACAAAAGUCUUUCAGCAAUGAGAGUAUUGUACGACAAAGGCAAGCAUAACCUUGUUUAUCAUAUCUCCAAGUGUUUCAAUCGUGAGCAUGAAAAAGCAGAAACCCGGAUGCCAAUUGACAGGAUGCCCUUUGGUUUAAUCGAUUAUAAUGUUCGGUUUUUCUCAUCAUCAUCAUCACAGAAACUUGGUAUUGAGAAACACUAUGCUCUCUGGCUUGAGACCAUGCUUGCCCAUUUUGGUCAGAAGUGGCUGUGCCUGUUCAGAGGGCCCUUUUGGCAGUAUGAAAUUCAAGAAUGUUCAGAUGUAUCCCUACCUUCCAAUGCCAGUCAGGAGAUAUGCAGCACCAACGUCCAUGAAAUAUCAACUGAUGCAGGACUGGAAUCAAUCAUUGGUACUGCUCUGAGAGAAUGUUCGUUGGACUUGAGUGAGUACCAAGAACCAGUAGGCGAACAUAACGUUAACACCUUCCAGGAAUAUGAUGACAUAACAAGCACAGUUGAUUUGAGUGAACAAGUAGCAUCGAUGCAGAUAUUGAAUGAUACCAAUAACGAGCCAGAUAUCAUUGUUGAUGAGCAGAAUUUAGACAGAGAAGUUUUAGAGAGCACUUCUGCAUCCAUAAGAACACAAACCCAGAAACAACUAAAUAGAAGCCACCUAUGGGCACAGCUAAAUGACGAAGAUCGUCAAGCUAUUGAGAAUGAGCAGAUCUCACCUGAAUGCAUGGAGGAGCACCACAACAUACACCCAGUUUCAAAUAAGAGAAGGAUUGGUAAUCCAAACAAAUACAAUACAAGAAUGGUUUGUAUAAUUUAUUUAUUCUAGUCUAUUUAUGAUUGUGUAUUUUCAUUCAAUUUCAAAGUAGAAUGAGAAUGAGGUUUCUUAGCAAAAUACAACAUUCAGGAGGGGUGUAUCCUGAAGAAAGCAUCCCAGUGGCUGUAUGGGCCGAUGGUGUUUUCUGAUGUUAUGCACUUUAGGGAUUAUUUUCGCUAAUAAACCACCGUUCGAGGUAAUUAACUAGUAUAACUACUGUAAUAAGAGAAAGAGGAUGGUGCCCUCGAGUUUGUACUUGGGCGUUAAACAGGAAUGAAUUUUUUAUAAUUGCUUUUGAGCAAAUUACCUAGAAUUUGUAGUUCUUCACCUCCUUGCUAUAAAUUCAAGGGUUUUAUACAGAUCGAUACAGCCCAGGAAUAGUGGGCUUUCUCGAGAUAAAUCCAGCUGUUGCCAGGGUUUAUCCUUAUCUAGACAAACCCUUGGAAUUUGUAAUAAUUAGAGAACAAGAACAAUAAGAAUCGAGACAAUGUGUACUAACCUUAGGUUAAACUCACAUUAGGUGUGCUUUUUUCAGUUGAUUUUACUGAAAUACAAUAUUCCAUGCCAAAAUAAUGUAAUUGAGGAGUCAGUUAUAAUUCAACUACUAUAUAAAUAAUUUUUUAACGUUUUGAGCGAAAGCCCUUUGUUAAGAAGUUAGCCAAUAAAGCCUUCGCUUGAAAUGUCUAGGAAAUUGUUUUCUUAUUUUUCAAGCAGUUGAAUAACCGACUCUUUGCAACUACUUCUAACGUUGCUACCUAUCCCCAUGCAAGAUUAUAUCUAAUAAUGUACUGAUUAUGUUUUGUAUGGCUGUAGGCAGAUAUGAUUUUGUUAGUAUUUAUUCUUUAAGUCACUUUGUUUCAGGCCAAAGUAAAUGUAGCUGCAAUUGGAGUACGUCAACUUCAGAAGCGCAUUGCUUGUUCUGGUUUUAUAAAAUCAGCCAACAUCCAGGUACUGUAAGAAUUCAAUUUGUAAGUUAAUGUUAUCAUAUUUUUUAUACUUGAUUGGAAUUUUGAUUGUUUGCUCUUGACAAGACCCUGUGUAACAUCGGUAGAUCAGAUAAUAUAUUAUAAGACUCGAAAGCAUGCAAAAGCUGAAAAUGCCUGAUUCCACAAGCAAUUAUCUUCACACGAAACUUAAACUAUUGUUUAAGUUGAAAAGAAUUUAUUAAAUCUGUCAUUAGUUCCAGUUGAGAGCUCAUAAGAAAAAGAAUAUACUUUAUGCAGUUCGCGCGACAAAUUUCACUCAUGGAAUCAUACCUAAAUGGAUCGGUUAUGUACAAUUGGAAAAUGCCGGAACUUUCAUCCUCAGUGUGAAAUUGUGAAUCACCAGUAUGUCCCAGUUUUGAAAUAUUCUAUUAAGAAAGUUCUAGCAAAGAAGUAUUUAAAAAUAAAGGGUCCAUACAGAUUAUCAUCUUAUCUACUUACGUGCAUUUUAUAUGGGCAUCUGUUUUGUUUUAAGGUAAAAGCUUUACAGGAUGCAAAAGCCAGCAACCCAAAUGGUCGUUGGUGGAUUAAAGCAGAUGCAUGUGAUGUUCGUGAAGGUCUGCGAGAGAGUGUGCGUGGGAAAUGGUCUGGAGAUGAAGAUUUGGGAGACGGUUCUGUGGACAGACUUCAUUCCGAGUAUACAUCAAAAUGCAAUGCUUUUAAGAAGAUGUGUGCUCAAAAACAAUCUAGUUUGUCUGUGGAUCAUGUGAAGAUCUUGGUUGACGGGUUUGUUGAUGACACUGAGUUCCUCAAGAAUGGUUUGGCGACUGCAAAAAAAAAGUAUGAGAGCAAACUAACUAAUUCCCGUUGUUCAGAUGACUUGCUUAUGAAGUUGUCAUGGGAUGUUGUUGGAUUUGAGCAACUGCUGAAGCAAACAAAUGAAUUCACAGAUGAGCUCAACAUCGUGAUUGAUGAUUUAAAGCUUGGUCUUCAAAAUGUAGGAGUUGUACAUCUACGAGAAUUGGAGAAAAACAUGCUGCAGUACUACAAGGACAUCUACAGUAAGAAAAGAUCCUCUGCAAGUCACUUACUUGUAUUUAUGCUUGCUGAUGAACUUCGUAAUGUGAAACCAUAUGCAGUUCCAGUACAGUUUAUGCCUACCAAGACAAUUACUGAUGACCAAAUGCGCAAGCUAGAACUUGAGAUUGAGAUUUCAAUGAAAAGUUAUGGAAUGGUUCCAGUUGGUAUGUCAUCUACAGUAGAUCUAAUAAUUAACACUUGUUUACUGAUGCCCCGGAGACAACGAGCGGUCGAGGGUCCACAAAACAUACUGUUUUCCCAAGGUUUCAAUAAAUAAGUGCUCUGUUGUAUACCAAGUGUCAAAUGACACAAGAUUUGUCGCUUUAAAUCUUAAAAUUUCAAUCAAAAUAAAGAAAAACAGUAAAAACUGGACGUAACGUCUUCACUUCCGGUUUUGUUAUUUUUCCCUUAGUAGGGAAAAGUAAAUGUAAUGUUACCCGUUGCCAUUGGUGACGUGGAAACAUCGUGAUUUUCGGACCGCCUCUCGUCCAAUGAAAGCCCAUGAAAAACGGAAUUUGAGACUUGGUAUAUAACAUGUUUUGUUCAACCCAGUAACUGGCCAUAAGCCAGAAUGCGCCUACUCCAGUAGUUUACUCUGUAUAAUGCCAGAUGAUUUUACCAAGUGAAAGAGUAUUUCCUGUUGGUGGGUUAAUGUCAGGUAAAUUCACAUCCGUGUUUUUCAUAGUACUGAACAACAUUGAUCACAUUAUAUUAACAGGAUUUACCACAGAUGGAGAGUUCAACUCGUUGAGAACUAUGGGAAAGACACGUCCAAUCUCAAUUAUUGAAGUCAUCCGAAAUGCCAAAGCGGAAGCCCGCAAGAUCGGGGCGAAAGCUAUUUUGAAAUAUUUUACGCUGAAUCAAACUGGUAUGUUUGUUAGAUUGUGUCUUUAAAAAUGAAAUUUAAUUUUCAAAUGGAAAAUACCUAUCCACAUGACUUCGAGUGUCUGUUGUCGAUAAAAAAUUGGAAAUACAAAUGUACUGUGAUCAAAAAAUAAUUGUACUACGCUUUUAGGUAGUUCCACUGUUGAGCACCAUCACGCAGUUCCACUGGCAGAUAUCCUGUGGUUAUAUGAAUAUAUGAAAAAUGGUCAAAAGGAACCUAGGCCAAUUGAGCAGGCUCUUUUGAUUCUGAGAAGAACGUUAUUCCCUUUCUCCUACGACCCGUGUCCAUUUGUGGAAGGUACAACAUAAUAUGAAAAAUUUUACUCAUGCGCGUGCGGAUAAGAAAAUCGUUUAUCAAAUUUUAAUGUUGGUUAUUUUACAGGUAGAAAGGAAACUAGGGCUGAGUUGUUAAUGUCGAUCAUGGCCAUAUAUUUAUUCCGUUGGGAAGUUCAAAAAUUGAAAGGGUUACCAGAUAACCACGCAAAUUUCUCUGACUUCCUGUACCAACCUGAAAAAGACGAAGACACCAACGAGUACGUUCAUCACCGCGAAGACCAUAAUCAUGUUUUGAAGAGAUUGGUAAAUUGUUUACGAGAAGGUGUAAUUCCAGGUAUUGAUCUUCGUUACUUCAGGGAUGCAUUACACGAUGCAAAUACUGGCUUAACAUACGAGUCUCUCACGGGAAAGAAUAAACAGUCUGUACCAGAUUGCGAAAGGUUGAUUUCGCCAGCUGUCGUCUCCUUCCUCAGAGAAAAGGGAGAUGCGAGAGGAGCGAGUAUUUUGUCAAUUAUUUCCAAUUGGCACAAAGCAGUGGAUGGGAGAGGUCUUAGUGAAGAAGAACGUUCGUCCUACCUGGUAGAUAUGAAGAACUGGUUGCUUGACGACUGGAUGCCCUGGCACAGAAACAUGUGUGAUUUUGCAACGAUCGACGUCAACAGGUUGGUGAGUCAGUAUGUAAACGAAUUGUUUUUUAUAUUUUGCUGCAGCAUUAAGGAAUUUUUAAAAUGCCUUUUGCGAACAUAAGGUUGAGAGGAAAAGAAGUUCAGUCAUUUGUUACAGUACAAGAUUUUUUAUUGUUUAUGUAAUCAUCAGCUAGGUAGUAAUUGUUUUACUUCUAGAUUACUGUACAUGUACCUUCACACAAGACCAGAGGAAUCUCGGACCGCACUCGAAUUCGUCCGUUUUCACUUGUUCACAAUAGAGCACAGCUAAUGGUACAAAUACUCGUGAGAACAAGUGGAACCGGAUGACGUGUGAACGUAGCUACGAGAGCAUUAAGCCCAUUUCCAGGAUACGACCGUGUUAAAUAACUACUGUGUAUUGAAUUUAUAUUUUUCUGUAGACCCAUCAAAGGUAUUUGUGGCCUGACCCGAGAAUUGGUGGUUGCUCUCGUUGCAAACUUGGAGAGCCGAGAAAUACGCAGGGUCGAGUAUCAGAGAAGAGAAAUGAGCGCGGAGCAUCCACGAGCAUCAUCUAGCGAUGAUGUGGAAGGAUUUUUCUCUCUACUCCAUGGCAUGUUGGGCCCUGUGUUUGACCUAAAACAAUUCUACGACGAGUCUCGGAAAAUUUUGAACGAAUACUCAAAAAGAAUUGAUUCAGAACUACCAUUCUUUUACUGGUCAGGAAAGCAUGAGAGAUACAGGGAUUUCGAACUCCCGAGUUUCAAUCAACCAAGCGGAGUUGGCGUUAUCGAGAGGCUAGAUGAUAUUAAUGUAUCACGGCGGGGUGACCCUGGUGUCUUUGUAGCAAACAGGGCAUCGCUUCCACAGAAAGGUCAGUUGACGUGCCGUGCAACGUUCCACAAAGCACCUGUUGCACUGCCGCCAUUAGGCAAUUAA
This is a messenger RNA of Paramuricea clavata, 7343 nucleotides long. Lineage: Eukaryota; Metazoa; Cnidaria; Anthozoa; Malacalcyonacea; Plexauridae. The record is from the annotation of a GenBank genome assembly.